AUGCUGCAAGAUCCGACCCGACUUUGGAUUGAAAUUGGCGAUGAAACUCAACAAUUGAAGAUUCUGACGCGACUAAAGCACAGCGUAGAAAGCUCCGGUGGUGUGUUGACUGCGCGUGAGCUGGACGUGAUUUCCGCAGUAUACAACGUAGUUGUUCGUCUCUCCGGCCUCGUGGUGGUCGAGGUCCCGGAGUGGUUCACGACAUCGGAAAUGGAGUGGGAAAAUGCCCAAGUGUCGAGGCUGAAAGGCGGAGAGGAGGAGUGCCUGCGAGCAGCUUUCAUUUGGGGCGAGCUGAACCACCCAAACAUUCGCAAGUUUUUUGGCGCGUGCCACGUUGGGAACCCGCUGAUCAUUCACGAAAAGAUUUUGCCAAUAGCGUGCAGGGGCUUUUCGUGGCAUCACAUGCUGGACGUUGCGUGUGGUCUUGCCUAUUUGCACGGCCUUGGCCUCGUUCACACAACGCUAUCAGCGUCCAAUAUCCUCUGGUCAGCACGCCAGCAUCUCGAUGGCAAUGCGGUCCUGAGUGGAAUCAAUCUAGUGCGG
Messenger RNA from Phytophthora sojae, 543 nucleotides. RefSeq lists its product as hypothetical. The transcript has a single exon. Lineage: Eukaryota; Oomycota; Peronosporomycetes; Peronosporales; Peronosporaceae. The annotation marks the transcript as partial. The record is from RefSeq and is a predicted model, not a curated record.